This is a messenger RNA of Suncus etruscus (white-toothed pygmy shrew), 633 nucleotides long. RefSeq names its product fibroblast growth factor 4 (gene FGF4). The record is from RefSeq and is a predicted model, not a curated record. Gene Ontology annotation, cellular component: cytoplasm. The transcript is spliced from 3 exons. Gene Ontology annotation, molecular function: fibroblast growth factor receptor binding; growth factor activity. Gene Ontology annotation, biological process: cell differentiation; positive regulation of protein phosphorylation; positive regulation of gene expression. Lineage: Eukaryota; Metazoa; Chordata; Mammalia; Eulipotyphla; Soricidae. The coding region runs from base 1 to 633 and encodes 210 amino acids.
AUGGCGGGGCCCGGAGCGGCCGCGGCCGCCGCGCUGCUCCCGGCCGUGGUGCUCGCGGCUCUGGCACCCUGGGCCGGCCGAUCGGGGGGCGCAGACGCCGCGCCCGCCGCCCCCAACGGCACCCUGGACGCCGAGCUGGAGCGCCGCUGGGAGAGCCUGGUGGCACGCUCCCUAGCUAGGCUCCCCGCGGCCGCCUCGCAGCCCCAGGAGGCGGCCGUGCAGAGCGGAGCCGGAGACUACCUUCUGGGCAUCAAGCGGCUCCGGCGUCUCUACUGCAACGUGGGCAUCGGCUUCCAUCUCCAGGUGCUGCCCGACGGGCGCAUCGGCGGAGUACACGCAGACACGAGCGACAGCCUCCUGGAAUUGUCACCUGUGGAGCGGGGAGUUGUCAGUAUCUACGGGGUGUUUAGCCGGUUCUUCGUGGCCAUGAACAGCCGCGGAAAGCUCUACGGUUCGCCCUUCUUCACCAACGAGUGCAAGUUCAAGGAGAUUUUGCUCCCCAACAACUACAACGCCUACGAAUGUUACCAGCACCCCGGAAUGUUCAUCGCACUCAGCAAGAACGGGAAGACGAAAAAGGGGAACCGGGUAUCCCCCACCAUGAAGGUCACCCACUUCCUCCCCAGGCUUUGA